This is a messenger RNA of Pichia membranifaciens NRRL Y-2026, 1836 nucleotides long. RefSeq lists its product as hypothetical. Gene Ontology annotation, biological process: regulation of DNA-templated transcription. Lineage: Eukaryota; Fungi; Ascomycota; Pichiomycetes; Pichiales; Pichiaceae. The record is from RefSeq and is a predicted model, not a curated record. The coding region runs from base 1 to 1836 and encodes 611 amino acids. The transcript has 2 exons. Gene Ontology annotation, molecular function: zinc ion binding; DNA-binding transcription factor activity, RNA polymerase II-specific.
AUGACCAAAAUUUCAAGAAAAAGACCAAUAAGCAGUUGUAAAUACUGCUACAAACAUAAAGUCAAAUGUGAUCGUGGGAACCCGUGUGGAAACUGCAUAAGAUUGAAUAACUCUUCAUGUGAAUACAAUUUCCAGAGUUUUUUACACCAUGACCUGAAAAAUCAAAAGUCAACAGAAAAGCGCAACAGCUCUAUAGUAACUUAUCCAUCGAAUGCUUUGUUUCCUCAUUUAGGUUCGAUGAUGAGAAAAUUCAUCAUGAAUUCGAUAAGCAAUAAGACAGCUUCAUGUAUUGGUUUUUUUGACUUCUCGAAGGAAGCGGACUCGGAGUACUUCAGAGUUCACAUUCAUGAGCUUUUACCUGAAAAGAAAACACUCACUAAGUGCUUUAGUAUGUACUGGAACUGUAUUCAUCCUUUGCUUCCCAUAUUGGACGAAUCUGCAAUUUGCAAAAAGUUUGAAUCUUUUUUAAAGGAAAACAAUUUAGCUGAGAAAGAGGAGGUUUACGAACCUCAGUUUCUGAUAGUUAUCUUUGCCGUUUUAUUCUCAACAACAAUUCAGCUUGAACUUAUAAUAUCAGAUUCAGAAAAAAGGAAAGAAUUGCAAUGCCAGAAAGACAAGUGUUAUGUGGGCUUCAAACGUCUACUUGCACUGCUGAAUUUCCCAAAUGUCCCUUCUUUUGAGUGUGUCUCAUCAUCUUUAAUUGUUUACGAGGUUGGUACCUUUUGUUAUCGACAAAUUGCAUUUGAAAUUUGUGUACUUUGCAAAACUUUGUGCUCUAUGGGAAUUCACCUUGCUACCAACAACAAUAAGGCGACAAUGCAAGGAAUAACUUUGAGAAAACAAGUCAUGUGGCAUACUGCUCAUAAAAUUGAAACAAUGUCUACAAUUUGGUGUGGCUCCUUACCAAAUGCAAACCUCCAUGUCGAUAUAGUUGGUUUUCCCAACGCUUCAGGGUCCGGCGCACAAUCCAGUUUAUCAGUCAAGACCGUAAACCCGUUCAUUGCUUCUCAGAAUUUGAUUUACAAGGUUUUACCAUAUUUUAGUGACUUGACAAUAUUUUUAAACGUAGACACAGAAAGUGAUUAUUAUCGCUCAUUUGAUUUCACUAUUUUUGAAAGAAAACUCUUUUCUUUAUGUCAACACUUCCGUGAUGUCCAAGAUGAAAUUGUGAGAUGUGAUACCACAAAGUUUGAAAAGAAAACAAAUAGAUGGCUUAUUGCAAAUUCCAGAAAUAUGCUGUACCGACUUUAUUUCUUAUACUAUGUUUGUUUAGAAGAUAAAACUACACGAUCUAGGUCUUCCUCUGUCCUUCAAAAUAGUAAAGAAAUUGAAAACAUCAAAAACAAACUUUAUAAAGCAGACGAAAAUCUGUACACUAAUUUCUUGAAAAUGCGUAAGCCCUACGAUGGUAAACUUGUUGAAAUUUACUUGGUUAUUCUGGUAAAGGAUAUUUACAACCAACCUCAUAAAAGAUACACUUUCGAAGACUUAAAUGAAAGUGUACAGUUGUUAGUUGAAGAAAAGAUCUUCUCAGCCGAUGGUGAUUUGCGAGUGUGGUUAGUUAGUGAAGUCUUAAAACGACUUGACUCAUUCAAAAAGUUCUGGCCUGAAUCUUCCUAUGUGAUAUAUGACUUUCUUGUCAACUUAUGGAAUUUUGUGGAAUCACCAAGGCAAACACUAUCAGAUGAGACCUUUGAACUUCUGCUAAAUAGUUCUUCUUUGAAGGAAGCAAACGGAAGUCCACUAUCAAGCAUAAUUGAUUACUUGCCAUUCGAGUUUGCAAAUAACAGUGUCGAGGAAUAUUACCACUAUUUUGAUUUUCCAACGGAUUUUUAA